Amaranthus tricolor (Joseph's coat) is the source of this 1155-nucleotide messenger RNA. RefSeq names its product transcription repressor OFP14-like. The transcript is spliced from 6 exons. NCBI's taxonomy places the organism in Eukaryota, Viridiplantae, Streptophyta, Magnoliopsida, Caryophyllales, Amaranthaceae. Gene Ontology annotation, biological process: negative regulation of DNA-templated transcription. The coding region runs from base 1 to 1155 and encodes 384 amino acids. The record is from RefSeq and is a predicted model, not a curated record.
AUGGAUAUGAUUCUUUAUUGGGGGGAUUGCUUAUUAUUCUAUAAGCUAAAAGGGAAAGGAGGGUUGGACGAGGGAAGUUCUUCGAAAGUCCAGUUUUGUGGAUGGGUUUCGAAGAGGAUAAUGAGAUUACUUUCUAAAUUUGCCAGAAAAAGUACUCUCAUCACAGAUUCUGACAACAAACCACCCUUUGUCACCCCCUACAUAACACAUAUACUAUCCUUAUUGUUAGGCAUAUUAGAGAGCUAUAACUUGAAAAAAAAAAAAAAAAACGUGCCUAUGAAACUCCAAAAAUCUCUUCAAGAAUAUCUCUCUAAGAUCAAAAAACAAACUCCAAAUUUUCAAUUUUCUCCUAGUUCUUUUUCCUCCACCACUAGCAAGAUCUUAGCGGGGUGUAAGCACCCCGCCAAGAACUUUUCCUUCAAGGGUGAACGAAAGGGUAGUCAAAAAAGUCAUCUUGAUGAUCAAUUACAUAAUAAGGAGGCGGCCGCCACAUUGGAGGAUAUUGAUAGGUUCUUGAUUGAGAAUUUUAAGUCAUUAUAUGGUGAAGAUCAUGGAAAUAAUAACGACGAUAAUUAUGAAUUCAUACGUGAGAACGAAAAAUUAAAAGGAUUCUUUACUCCCCCACCUGAUCUUUGUGGGUCCCACCGUUUUUUUGUUUCUCCCGUCUCUUCUAGCUCUUUGCUUGAGGAGGCUAGGCUAAGUGGCUUGGCAACCACCUCAACAUCUGAGGAUGCAAGAUCAACCUUAAUAUCUUUAGGAAAUAAUCGCGGUUACAUCAAGGAUGACACCCUAGCGACUCCACCUGGGAUAGAAGAUUGCAUUGCGCUACUAACGGUGUCUCCGACUCCGUACGAGGAUUUUAGAAGGUCCAUGCAAGAGAUGUUGGAUGCUAGGAUUAAUUCCAAGCAAAGAGUAGAUUGGGAUUUCUUGGAAGAAUUACUAUUUUGUUAUUUGAGGUUGAAUGAGAAGAAACAAUAUAAAUACAUUAUUAGUGCAUUUGUGGAUUUGAUUGUGGUUUUACGUCAAAAUUCGAGCAAUAGAGGGCCGGUUGGGUCACCUUUUAAAAAGAGAUUACAGUUAUUAUCAGUCAUCAAUUCAGUAUUUUGUACAAGUCAGAGUUCAGAGAGAAAGAUAGCAGAUAGAUCAUACUCGUGA